This is a messenger RNA of Vidua chalybeata, 2780 nucleotides long. RefSeq names its product nucleolar pre-ribosomal-associated protein 1-like. NCBI's taxonomy places the organism in Eukaryota, Metazoa, Chordata, Aves, Passeriformes, Viduidae. The record is from RefSeq and is a predicted model, not a curated record. Gene Ontology annotation, biological process: maturation of LSU-rRNA from tricistronic rRNA transcript (SSU-rRNA, 5.8S rRNA, LSU-rRNA); maturation of 5.8S rRNA from tricistronic rRNA transcript (SSU-rRNA, 5.8S rRNA, LSU-rRNA). The transcript has 7 exons. Gene Ontology annotation, cellular component: nucleolus. Bases 219 to 560 code for a protein of 113 amino acids.
AAAAAAAAAAAAAGCGCGGGAAAAUCGUGGUCCGCGUGCUGCACUGCCCGCGCGCCACGCAGGGGCCGCCCCGCCGGGAUUUCCCGCGGCCUUGCCAGUACUGCGGACACGGGCUGUUGCCGCACUUGCGCCGCGGGCGGGUCCGUGCUGGAGAGUGGGAGAAGGGUCCCUGCUGGCUGCCGUGUCCUGGGUGGGCACAGAGCUCUGACCUUGGCCAGAUGGGCUGGUUUCCGGGUGUUUUGAUCCUGACGUCGCCAAAGCCUCAGGCUUCUCUCCCUGGGCCCUUGCCGUUGCCGUAUCUCUUGGAUGCCGUGCAGAACGGAAUCAGGCAGCCAAGCCUCAGGUUCACCUUCUCCCUCACCCUCUGCGCUGCUCGUGUGGCACAGCAGAUCCUGAAGCCAGAGGAGCACGUGUACAUAAGGGUAAAGAGAUUCCUUCUGUCACACCGGUAUUUGGACCUGAGGAAGGUACCAGGUUUUCUCCAGCUUUUCUACAGUUUUGAUUUUGAGUACAAAACAGCACGAGUGGAUCCUCAGAUUUCUUGGGGAAGGGCUGCGUGACAAACAUUGCUGUGAGCUCUAUGUCUACCAGAGGAUUUUCCGGGUCAUUCUUUCCUUUCUCAGCAGUCCUUUGUGUGACCAGGGCUCCCAGAGUCCUAUUCUGGAGAUACGACAGAGUGCUGCCCGUGUCACCUCUAGAGCUGCCCAUGAGCCGAUAGAGGAUCACAGCCUCCUCUCGUGGGUCCUGCACGGCUUAGAGAAAAGGUAACCAGCCAAGUACGGGAGACAUGGGGACAAUUUCCUGUCCACGGCUGAAGAAUGACGUGGCUGAGGAUGAAAGCAAGGGGGACAGACCUGGAGACGGGGGCACCGAGGGCUGCACUGGCAGAACUUGCUGAACGCUGAGGUGUCCCUUGUGUUUUUGAGAAGAGAAUCAAGAGGCUUUCAGGUGGUGGUGGGAGGGACGAUGGUGGGGGGGCUGUGUGAUUUGGGAAUCACUUCCUUGACAAAGCAAAAGGACACCUUGUGCUGGUGUCUUUAGCUUUGAAAUUUCAAGCAGCCUCAGUUCCCAUCCUGUCACAGGACCUGCUGCACAGGAAGUGGCACAGUAAGGGAUUUGAGCUGUCUAGAACGUUACUUCUCCUCCCCUUGCCUCUCCCUGACAAAAAAAAUCUCUUCUGCAAGCACAGAGUGCCCUGACAGGUUCAGGCAAGUGCACCAAAAGUGCCCUAGAAUAUGGUCCCCCGUAGGAGAUGGACCAGCUGCUGGUGAGGAUCUGCCUUUCAAAUGUGGUUUUCUUUUCUUUUUUUUCUUUUUGUUCUGUUUCAUUUUGUUUUUCAGGUUUCUGGAGAACCAGGUGAUAAAUAAAAUGAUUUCCUUCCUCCAUCCUUUGUGGCUAAUAAAUUUAGGAGACAAGAGAGAAAACAGGAAUCGAUCCCAGAUGCUGCUGUUGAGAUGGGUAUAUGAUCUACCUGUAUAUAGAUAUAUGCGUAUCUAUCUAUAUCUGUGUAGUGAUAAUAAUGGGAGUUUUUAUGAUACGUUGCUUUACUGUCUUAUAUUUUUAAUAAAGUGCGAUUUUAAGUUAUUAGGUAUAACAUUUUAUUCUGCUUAUUGGCUAAAGUAACAUUUUCUUGUAUUUUAUUGGUAUCAAGUCAUGUUAAUCAUUAAUUGGUAAGAGUUUAUAAUGAAUUAUUAAGGUGUGAAUAUUGUUCAUUAAGGUACGUCUUUUUUUUACUGUAGGUAUUUUCAUGUGUUCGUACGGGUUUUUAUGUUAAUGAUUUUGGGUUUUUGUGUUAUGAAUAUAUUAGUAUUUUAUUAGGGUUUUUUUUGGUUAGUUUACUUGUUUGGUGUGUAGAUCACUCCUGUUAAGUAUGUUUAUCUAUAUAUGUUUUAAAAUGUAAGUUAUAAAUCUACUUGUUAAGGAUUUUUGUAGAGUUCUAUGUAAAAAUUUAAAUCGGUAGGGGAGAUAAAAAGCAGUAAUUAUUAAUAAGAUGAGUAUUUUAGUUUUUAAUAAUGAUUUAAGUUAUUCAGCGAUGUUUUAAUUUUUGAAAAUAUUAUUUAGUUAUUUUUUAUGUGUGAUUGAUUAAUUUUUAAAAAAAAAAUUAGUAAUGUUUUUGUAAAUUGAUUUCUUGUGAUUUCAUCAAUUUAUAUAUUUUUAAAAAUGUUUUCUAUUUAUGAUUGUGUGUGAAUAAUAAAAAAUGAACAGUUGUUUUAUUUUGUAAGGUAGUAUGUUUAAAGAUGUUCAUAUUUGGCAGUAAUUUAUUUAACGUUAUACAUGUGUUAUUGUUUGAUUUGGUUGGUUAAUAAGUAAGUUCAUUUGAUGUGCUUCAAGUGUGAGUUGUAGUUAUUUUAGGUGUUAAAAGAGAUGUAGAACUAAUAGAAUUAGGUUGUUAAAAGGUUGUACGAUUUUGAUCCUGAGAAGUAAAUUUGUGUUGGAGUGAUUGGGUAUUUUUAGGUGGGUGUUCUUUUUUUUUGGUUUUUUUUUUUGUUUGUUUUUUUCUUUUUUUUUUUUUUUUUGUUUUUUUGGUUUUUUUUUUUUUUUUUUUGUUUGUUUUUUUUUUUUAUAUGUAUUAUUGUUAUGUUUGGUCUUAGUGGGUUAAUUGUUUUAAAUUGUAGGUUUGCUGUUUUGAGGUAACUUCUUUGUGGUUUGGUGUGGUUUGGGGGUUGUUUUGUAACUAAAUAUUGUACAAGUAUUUGUUUGUAAUGAUUUGAGUAAUUUUACUUUUGGUGGUUUACCUGUCAUUUGGGGUAUGAGUGUAUAAAUGUUAUUUGAAGAGUUUA